AUGAGAAGAAUCGACGAUAGAUGGACUAAAAGAACGCUAGAGUGGAUCCCAAGGGACGCUAAACGCCCCCGAGGGAGACCGCCAACGAGAUGGGGUGACGUGUUCGCUGCACGGAUGGACCAGCUGAGAGCUCAGCUGGAUACGGCUCAAGGACCUCGUCAACGUCAAUCACGAAGCUUGAGAACAUCUUGGAUGACAAUGGCGAGGGAACGAAACGAGUGGAAGAGAUGCUGGGGCCCGCACGUCGAGUGA
Messenger RNA from Necator americanus (New World hookworm), 252 nucleotides. RefSeq lists its product as uncharacterized. Lineage: Eukaryota; Metazoa; Nematoda; Chromadorea; Rhabditida; Ancylostomatidae. The record is from RefSeq and is a predicted model, not a curated record. The transcript has a single exon. The coding region runs from base 1 to 252 and encodes 83 amino acids.